AUGACAUCUGCUUGUAUGAUCGAGGCUUCUGAUCUGGGUGCGGGCAAGUCGAGGUUCCAUUGUGAUGAACUGGAGAAGGCGCUGCGGGAUGUGGGGCUCAGGAUACAGGAGGUGCAGGCCGAUGGCAACUGCUUCUUCAGGAGCCUCAGCGUUCAGCUGCAUGGCCACGAGGACGAGCAUGCUGAGCUGCGCUCCCAGGUGGUGCAGCAUCUCCGUGACAACCAGGAGGUGUACGAGCCUUUCAUAGAGGACGAGAGGGCCUGGGUCGAUUACUGCGAGCGCAUGUCGCAGGACGCCGAGUGGGCGGGACACCCGGAGCUGCACGCCGCCUCCAAGGUCCUGCGGCGGAACAUCCGGGUCUACCAGGCCGAGCAGCCCGCCUGGCAGCUGACCACCUGGGGUGAGGGUGAGGCUAGCGGCCCCGCCCUGCGCCUCUCCUACCAUGACGGCAACCACUACAACAGCGUGACGGACAGCGAUCAGGUUGGGAGCGGUGCAGCAGAGCCCGAGGCAGCAGCGGACAAUUUUGAACACGAUGAGGCCGUGGGGCCCUGUGUGGCUGGAUCGGCGGGCGAUCUGCACGGCGCCACCAGUGCCAAGCCGGCUCCUGUGCCAAGGGGCCGCAAGGCCAAGAAGCAGGCCAAGGCAAGGCCCUUGCAGGGUGGGAGGCAUGCACGUCUCUCACCAGGUGGGGCCGGCCGGGAGGGCACUGUGCGCAUUGCCCUGGAGGUAGGCGAUGGCGACGGGCGCGUGAAGCUGAGGCUGAUGUGGACCGAAGACAGUGGCGCGGUGCCGAUCGGCAAGGCAGCCCGCGUGGGCUGCCCCUGUGGCAGCGGCAAGAAGGGCAAGGCAUGCUGCAGAGGGCGGGUGCAGCCCCCGCGCAUUGUGGCCUCCCGGGAUUUCAACGAGAACCUACACCAUGCGCUGCAAACGCUGGAAAUCUGA
Auxenochlorella protothecoides is the source of this 945-nucleotide messenger RNA. Its product is annotated as OTU domain-containing protein 3. Gene Ontology annotation, biological process: protein deubiquitination. The coding region runs from base 1 to 945 and encodes 314 amino acids. The record is from RefSeq and is a predicted model, not a curated record. The transcript has 5 exons. NCBI's taxonomy places the organism in Eukaryota, Viridiplantae, Chlorophyta, Trebouxiophyceae, Chlorellales, Chlorellaceae. Gene Ontology annotation, molecular function: cysteine-type deubiquitinase activity.